AUGUCAUCGGUAAAGAAUGAUGAAAUUCAAACACAAGAGAUACAGGGCUCGUGGAGAGAUAUACUGCUGCCAAAGCAGAGUUCAUCCAAAAAAGAAGAGUUAAAAAAAGUUGGAAGUACAAAUAGCGACAUACCGAACAGAAAAAGUAAAAUCUUAGGAAGUUUGGCUUUUCUAGCCGGUUUAAGUAUUGGUGGUUUAACGAGUGCAACGUCAACUGUGAAAACGUAUGCUAAGCCUCCACCAGUGACAUUAAAUUUUGAUGCUUCUCGAGUUUCACCACACAUUGGUCCGAUUUACGGUCCUUACCCUUACGUGUCGCAUCCUUACAUCUUUGCCACUCCUUUAGGAUUGUAUUCUAUACUGAAUCCUCUGAGUUUACAACCAAUCGGUGGCAUUCAAAAUGAUCUUCAAGCAUUGACUCAACAUACGCAAGUACUGAAUUUGUUAGAUAAUAAAAAACCAAAUGACCUGUUAAACAACAAUGAGGAGUAUAUAGAUGUGGCCAAGAAGGUUGAGAAUGUUAAAACUUCGAACACCGUUGAAGAAGAGGCUAGCGAGGGUGCAGAAUCACAAUUUGCAGACGAUCGGAAUGCGGAAGAGGAGAUGUUGAAACCUGGGACAAUCUGCAGUAAACAAAAAGGAUAUAAGAUGAAACAGAGCACUUCGCUGAGAGAUGAAUCCGUGGAACGUGAAGGUGGAUGGAAGGAUUCAUUAGUAAUUUCCAGUUUUCGGGCAAAAAAUAGAACGAGAAAAAAUUCUACUCUUUCUCAGCUCCCAGAAAAUGGAACUGUUGUUUUCACUACGACAACGAAGAAUAUGGAAAAUUCGACGGUGAAUGACACAACCACAAGUGCACCCUUUUACGGAUACUACGGUGGAUAUCCGCAAGAUAUACAUCACAUAGCCUUUACUACGGAAACAAACGAAUACAAAUAUCACGAUUACGACCCUGUUAAUUAUAAUUUACCAUCAUACGGUAAACCGGCGAACUUUCACUCAGACGAAAGGUACAAUUAUUAUGCGCAUCCGCCUCCUGAUUCUUCGGUGACGAAUGAAUUUCCUCAGGAACAAAUUCCUGAAUACUUCUCCCAUGAUUUUAAUAGAUACUUAUACACACCAUACAAUACACCACCAUUCGCUAACAGCGGUUUCAGACCCGUUGUCUAG
Dufourea novaeangliae is the source of this 1167-nucleotide messenger RNA. RefSeq lists its product as uncharacterized. The coding region runs from base 1 to 1167 and encodes 388 amino acids. The record is from RefSeq and is a predicted model, not a curated record. The transcript has 2 exons. NCBI's taxonomy places the organism in Eukaryota, Metazoa, Arthropoda, Insecta, Hymenoptera, Halictidae.